CAAGACACUCGUGUGAACGGACCCACAGGCGACCGCACUUCUCGCUCGAUCUGCACGGCAUCGUCGCCGUCAAGAGCACCCAACCGCUCUCAACACCCCGCUCCGCAGUUGCCGCUCUGUUUUCUCUGACCCAGUGGAGAUGAGUGCGUCGGCGCUGGUCCUGCAGUGGCAUGAUCGCUUCGACAAGCUGUCGCUCCAGUGGCAUCAGGCACAUUCGCACUCGGUCUCGGUUCUCCAGAAUAUCCAGAACCUCGUGGAGCAGCGCCAGAUGACGCUGUCGUAUCUCCCGGAACUCAACGAUCCUCACCGGAACGCCGCCCACCCAAUAUUCGGAGCCGAUACCCCAUUGAUACUGUCCCAGAUCCCGGAUCUGGUCCAGCGGCUUGGACUGAAGCAAACGGCCGCGAUCGAAAGGUCUGUCAAGACGUUGCAAGCCGACCUCGAGGAGAUCGGCCAGGUCGUUCGAGAAAUGAACAGGCUCAAGCAGGGCGCACUGGACCGGAUUCGAUCGUCGACCCCGCUCUUGGGGCCCGAAGACUCGGCGGCCGGUCCACUGCAGAUCAGCCUGGUGGAGAUGGCCGACUGGAUCCAGACGAUGGCUUCGUCGUAUGACCGCGAGUCGUUUGCGCUAAAGCAGAGCGUCGGCCCAAGCGGACUCGAUAUCCUGUCGAACGACGAGCAAAGCGAUGCACUGGCACGAACCCUCGGUCGAUGGAAUGCACUGAGCCUCCUGGAUCUCGACUUUGAAGCCAUCGUGCGCGAGCGGGUCAAAGCCCUGCGACGAUACGAGCGCCAAGCCAACCAGGGCUAGGAUCGUCGCCGUAGUCGCUGUGACAAUACCGCAAGGAUCGCCGAGUUCGUGGGCGACUCCAGAUCCCCGGUCUCAGUCGGUUUUGUGGAUUCGGCGGCUCCAAGUUCAACAAGCCCGGACAAAACACACAGUCCUUCGGGAUCGAAGACAACGUCAAGUUCGCCCAAUGAGCAAAUGCAGGCCGGCGGUGACUGGAGCGCCUCUGCCUAUUGCUGAUCUGGGCAUGGGUCCAAAUAGAACGCAGGGCAAUGUCGAUAGGCUGGCCCGUUGGCCUUGACCUCCCCACGGCCCGAUGCGAUCCAGAUAUGAAAUACAUCGAUGAUUCUAUUUAGGCCCUGGCCCGGUGGCAGCAGCAGCAGCAGGUUACACCCAGCACGAUCAGCGAUUCCCGGCGUUCGUGGAUGGGCUCAAAACCAGCUGCACGCCAAGAAAACCGCACGCC
This is a messenger RNA of Polychytrium aggregatum, 1253 nucleotides long. RefSeq lists its product as uncharacterized. The transcript has a single exon. The coding region runs from base 140 to 811 and encodes 223 amino acids. The record is from RefSeq and is a predicted model, not a curated record. NCBI's taxonomy places the organism in Eukaryota, Fungi, Chytridiomycota, Chytridiomycetes, Polychytriales.